UUUGUCUCGUCAUGGAUAACAGGAAGGAGAGAUACUCCAAGAGCAUCCGGGGCGAUCGUGAUGAGAGAGAUAGGACUAAGCAUCAUCAUGAGAGGUCUCACGAAGGUAGUAAGAGGAAAGAUAGAGAAGAAGAGAAUGGGACGGCUAGGGCAACAAACAAGAAAUCUAGGUUUGAAGAUGUGGCUAGGUUUGAGAAUAGGCCGUAUACUUGUUCUAUUGCAUCGGAAACUACUUCUGGUCAAAUUAUUGUAGCUGUUAAGCGAUUUCAGGACUUGGCACAUAAACAGACCAAGGGCUUUGUUCUGCGUGUGGAUGCACUUGGAAGAGAAAUCGAUGAACACGGAAAUGUGAUUAGCGUCACUAAACCGAUCAAUCAUAGUACUUUGAUGGUUAAUAUUAGGGACAAUGUCCCACAUCGGAAG
This is a messenger RNA of Arabidopsis thaliana (thale cress), 422 nucleotides long. Its product is annotated as pre-mRNA-splicing factor. NCBI's taxonomy places the organism in Eukaryota, Viridiplantae, Streptophyta, Magnoliopsida, Brassicales, Brassicaceae. The record is from RefSeq and is marked reviewed. The annotation marks the transcript as partial. The transcript has a single exon.